CAAAGUGUGACUACCGCAAGCAGUUCGCAACCGGCGCGACCGGCGUCCCGCGGUGGGCAAGGUGUCAGUGACCCGCACCACCACCUCCACCACCAUGUCCUUUCGCUGGUGGACGGACACGGUUGGGCGGUGGGCGGCUCGCAGGACCACCGCCAGCGGCACUCGACGGUCGCAGGGCAGCUGAGCGCUGUCGUGCGACAGGCGCAUUGUUGCGUGCGGCAGCAUGCCGCACCAUCGCUCGGUGGGGACAGUGAGUGUGUGCAGUUCGGGGCCGGUGAACGACGGCGGAGCAAAACGACGCCUCGGGCGCGUAGGUCAGGGACGGCGGGCAGGCGAUCGGCAGUGCCAGUGGCGACGGUCGUAUGGAUUGUGCUGUCGCAGCUCAUUCACGUCGGCAGCGUCGCGGCAUCCCAAGCGCUCGAUGCUGACCCGGGCAACAGUAACGCCAGUAACGCCGGUAACGCUUACGGUAAUCGGUUCGGCCGUUUGCUGCUCAACGGUACGCGCUCGGUGGGAGGAGCGGGGCCGUCGUUGCUCGGUGCCAGCACUACCAUCCUCACCACCGAGCCGGCACCGUUCGAUGGAGGGGUGGCGUUUGCCGCUGCUGCUGCUGCUGAUGGGACCGCUUCCGCUGGCUUUAACGAUUCCAGCGAAAUGCCCCAAAUUCCGGAGUACAUCCGGGCGACGUCGAUGGUGUUCUGUAUCAUUAUCAUGUGUCUCGGCGUUAUCGGCAACGUUAUGGUCCCGAUUGUCAUACUCAAGACGAAGGAUAUGCGCAACUCGACCAACAUCUUCCUCACCAAUCUAAGCAUCGCCGAUCUGCUCGUUCUGCUCGUCUGCACACCGACCGUGCUGGUGGAGGUCAACUCGCCGCCCGAGGUUUGGGUGCUCGGGGAGGAAAUGUGCAAAGCGGUACCGUUCGUGGAACUGACGGUGGCACACGCGAGUGUCCUCACGAUUCUGGCGAUAUCGUUCGAGCGCUACUACGCCAUCUGCGAGCCGCUCAAGGCCGGCUACGUCUGCACGAAGACGCGCGCCCUGCUAAUCUGCCUUGCGGCGUGGACUGUCGCCGCCAUCCUGACGAGUCCGAUCCUAUUCUUUGCCGAGUACAGCGUGCAGCCGUACCUGGACGGUAGCCGGGCGGCCAUGUGUCUGACGAAAGCGUCCAACGGCUGGACGUUCACCUUCUUCCUGAUGACGAUCUCGCUGUUCUUCGUGCUGCCGCUGGCCAUACUGGUCGUGCUGUACGCGAUCAUUGCCCGCAAUCUGAUCGCGAGCGACCGGUCGCGGCUCAAGAUCCGGCUCAGCAAGCCCGAGCUUAGCCACAAGGCCCGCAAGCAGGUGGUGCUGAUGCUGGGCGCGGUCGUGCUCGCCUUCUUCACCUGCCUGCUGCCGUUCCGCGUGCUGACGCUCUGGAUCAUACUCGUGCCGGAGGAAACGUUCCAGCAGCUAGCUCCCGAGCGGUACUACAACCUGCUGUACUUUAGCCGCAUCAUGCUCUACCUCAACUCGGCCGUCAACCCGAUCCUCUACAACCUGAUGUCGUCCAAGUUUCGGAAAGGAUUUCUGCGGCUGUGCAGCUGCUCACAGUGGGCGGGCGGAGCGCACGGUCGCCGCAAGGGCCGCAACCGGUCGGCCACCUUUACCACCACUACCACCACCACCACCAAUACGACGUCGAGCUCCACGUACGGGGGUACGGGUCCGUCGCUCGCGCUGGGCAGUUGCCGGUACGACCGCAGCAGCGACAGUACCGAGGACGGUCCAAUCGGGCGGAACAAUGGGACGCAAAAGCUCACAUUAUCGCUGGACGAUUUGCGCCUGCAGCUGCCGGCCGAAGGCGACUGUUCAACACCACCAUCGCUCCCCGCACCCUCCUCCUUCUACCGCCUGAACCUGGUGCGCCAGUACUCGAGCCCGCUGCUGCUGCUCUCGUCCUCGCCCGCGCCGACCACCCAUCGCCCCACCAGUGCGUCCUGCCAUCGGGGCGGCGCAUUUAAGCGCCAGUUUAACGUGACCUUCGACGAACCGACGCUGGGCGACGGUGGCGGCAGUCUGCUAGCGUCCGCCGAAGCCGAACAGCUUCUCCUGCGUAUCGACCAGCAGCAGCAGCCCGAACCACGCAGCCAACCGUUGCGCAAUCCGCUGCGGAUCAAGUUUCCCCGCUUUCACGGUGCAGCGGCGCGCACCCGAUCGGCGGCGGGCGGGAAGCGCCGAAGCGGCAGUAAUGGGCGGACGACCGCAACCGUAAAGCAGCUGUCGCUGGACGAAACUUUACUGACGGCGGCGAUGGCGGGGCGAAAAGUUUGACAAUUCCAGCCGAUGGACGCGUGUUCGAUUGGAAGCGAAAGUGGCCGCCGUUCGUGUCCUUCCCCGUGGGGACGAAGCUCGGCACGAGCUGGUACGAAACGUUCUUCCCCCCCGUGGUGUCGCUUUUGCGGUCGUCGUCGUCGUCAUCGUCGUCAUCGUCGUGGUCGGCCACUUCUAAUUGAGUUUCGCUGUUUUGGUCCCAGGAUCGGUGUGCGGGUGGUCUCGGCCUUUGCGCGUCGCCGCCGGCCCGAACGGGGUGAAGGUGUUGAAGGUCGAAGGGUUUCCUUCCGGCCGCGACGGUCACUGACCUUUCGCCUCGAAGAAAGAAGCUCGUGAGGUGUGUCGUAAAAGCGGCAAAGGGCGAGCGAAAGCUAACCGAAGCGAAGCGGCACGGGAUGGGGCACGGAUCGUUGCAUUUUGGUUGUUGCUGCUGUUGUUGUUUGGUUACAUUGUGGGAAAGUGGCCAAACGUCGGCUCGUAUAAUCGUCACCCGGUAAUAAGCAGCAGCGUUAUCGUUACUCCCAUGUUUUAAGGGAUCGCUCCUCGCACCAGCGCCGUAACGUGUUUGCACCUUACGGGUGCCACCACAAGCUCUUUAGCGGGAGAAUGUCUAUACCAAAAAUGAAGAAAAGGAAGGCGAAAACGAGCAGGAAAAACAAACAAAAGGGAAGGAAAAGUACGAGACGGAAAUGUGAGAAGGAUGGAGGAAAGCGAAAAAACACACACACACACAUACCGAAUCGCCAAAUGGCCAUCGCCGUAAAUGGUCGAUUGCAUUUACUUUACCAUUCGAAAUGCUAGUCCGGGAGCAAAGUGGGCGGAAGUGGGUGGGUGCGCUGUAACCAGAGAGGCAUGUGUAGCGAUAUUAAAUAGUAUUUUCAGCCGGGUCAGGCGUUCCAGGGGGGCGUUUGUGUGUGUCUGCCAUUUUUGGUAAUGUGAAGGAUUUCCUCCCCGGAAAUGAUUUCAGUUUCGGUUUGAUUGUUUUUAGAUUUUUAUUUUUCCUUUUCUAUGUAUUUAAUGUCAGCGUCUUUAUUCGAUGCUUAGCAGUAACAGAAGCAUGAUUGUUGAUCCGCGUGCAGCGUGUAGGGGGGGUGGGCUAGUACGUUAUGUUGUAGCGUGUUGUGUAUUAUACGUUUUAUUUAAUCUAUUGUUUAGCAUAACAACUACCGAACAAAAAUCAAAGGAACAACGCAAGUAUGCAAUUAUUGAAAUCGAAUAAUAAAAAAAACCAAUAGCUUUACUGUGGCCGACGACCGGAUAUAAGAACACGAAUCGAAACGGUAAUUUAUUGUAUUAAAAUAAACCCACGCGUGCCAACAUCAACAAACGAUCAAGUUCGAUCAUCAGACACCGAACAAAACGAGUUGUUUACCCUUCCCACUCGAGCGAGUUUGAUUUUCUGGCUGGCAAAAUUAGCUUCACACAGUCGACUGGUUGCUACUAGCAACAAACUUCUUCCUCGAGUGUCAUUGCUUUCCCAGCAGCUGAUGCUGAAGUUUGGGGCGGUGCGGUGGUGAUGUUUUACUUGCAAACGCCAGCAGCACUUACACUGCGCCCGCUGUAUUCUAUCUCGCUCUCUUUCUCUCUCUAUCUGUCUCUUGGACCGCCUUGGGCAGGAUUAUAAUUUACAGUCCUUUUGGGCAAACAGAGCUUGAUCUGUUUAUAGCACGCCAUCAUCAUCCUCAUCAACAGCAUCAUCAUCAUCAGCGUCGCUGCCACGAGACGGGCCGGUACGUUACGUUGAGCAAACACCGUCAAUCCGUCCGAGAUAAACGGGGCAAAGCGUCUGAAUUGUUUCGACUUGUUGAAAUACUCAGUGGUGCCGGUGGGAAAGCGAAGGUACGCUUAAAGGGAAGCAAACAUUAAGCAACUGUUUUUUAGUCCCAAACAUUGUAGCCGGUCUUGUAGCUAGGGUUGGUGGACCUAAUUGACAAACAUUAAACACGACAAACGAUUAAAUUAUGGCACAUUCAACUGCCUCACCAUUUGCGCCCCAAUACCUUGGUUUUUAGUCCCAAGAUCGAAUGAGAUUUGCCGCGUCGCCGCACAUUUGUCUUGCUCACGACCGGGAUGACAAUAUUUCACAACACCUUUGACUUCGUUUAACGUGCACGCACGAGCACGGCACUGGCAUGCCAUAAAUAAAAAGAAUUACAUACAGCCCCAAACACCCACAAAAAAAAAUCAACACAAACUGUUCGAAAAACUGACCGGCUGGCCACCGAUAGGUUUUGGUUCGCAAUGUAAGUAGACAGACGGGGGAGGAAAAGUUAUCUCGCACAAACGACCGUAAGUCUCAUCUAUUACCGGACGGUAUCUGCCAGUGACAGGGAGGACAACAUUCGUGAUAACACACCGGCUGCCGGUACGUGCCGUGCCGGUUUGAUGCAUGUGCCCAUGUAUCGGUUAGAUUAGUUUUGUCCCAUUGGCAAGGAUAUCCGGAAGCGUGAUUUGGCAGCAAAAGGUGUUGAAUGUUAAUCACUUCACAGAACGAUACACUUCAGUAAUGAUGACCAUUUCAACGGCCGACUCUGUAAAUAUUCCAGCAGUUUGUUUCGAUACGCAUUUUCUCUUUCAAAUCUCACCGUUCAUACCCAUUCACUGUAAAUUGUAGCUGAUUGUAGCUGAUUCGUAACGCAUCUACUUUAUUAGUAUAUUGUUCACCACUUUUGUGCACGUAAAUGUUGAAAGAGCGUAAUGAUCACAAGCAAUGUGUGGCGCAUGUAGUAGCAAACACUCAGUGGAGAUUAACAUCGCUGCAGAAGUGGGAUUGCCCCUUCCCAGUCGUGCGUUGGUUUUGCUAUUGGAAAAAUGAACAAAAUCCGGGUAAGAUUUGUUUGCUGUAUACACAAUCAUAUAAAUGCACCAAUACUAAAUUAAAUUGUUUCACAUCUAACCAAUAACCCGUCCAAACGUCCUUUAUCUCCUUCCCCGGGACGGUAAGUAUGAGCAAUGACAAUAAAUGUUGCAGGCAAAGUACAAUACUGUCGCUACCAAAUUCUUACCACUUCUCCGAAACGAUUAGCUGCAGACAUUCGGGUACGGGGUGAGGUUGAGUUGUGCGACAUUCCUUUUCCCUCGUAUUCGCAAAUGCAAGGCAAGAGGACAGCGCUAUGUAGGCUGCCGUAUCUGAGGAUGAAAUAUUACAGUUUUGUUGACACUUUUGCACAGUUUUGUUGACACUUUUGCACAGUUUGUUGAAAGUUCGGUUGGAAUGUACCCGAAUGCUGCUUUUUCGGCCAUUUUCACUCCGACUGUCCGACCACUACGGUAGCAACCAGGCGUCUCCACGCUCAACCGACGCGUGGAAGAAUGUCCCUUGUCGUACGAACGACCAUGCGCCUCCAUGGGAAAACGAGGAUGUGAACAAACUAUCUGGCCCCAAAGCUCGCGUGCGCUCGAUUACAUUGCAAACGGCUGUAAAAUGUAUGCAAUUAAUGUGCUGCUUUGGAAAGUAUGCCCUGCUCUAGUGGUAGUAAUUUAAUUCGAAAUUAUACGAUCACCAGAAUCACUUGUCAACCCGUCGUGAUGUGGGGUGAAGGUUUGUAGUUUACAACGAGGGUUUAAUGCCCGGUCAUGUGAACGAUGAAUUUGUCAAAUGCUGCACGAAACUAUUUGCAACAUAAAUUGCUUUCAUUUGCCGAUAAGGGGCCUCAAAAUUGUUGCCAAAAAUUCCAUUUACAAAAAAAGGCAAGUGCCAUCGGACUGUUUUGCCUGUAUGUUUAUCCCAGAAAGUACCACACAGCACAAACUCAUAAUCAAUUCAAUUAUUCCACCCGCAGCAUCAUCACCACCACCAAGCGCCCUUAAGCAGCGAUAAUUUGCGAAUGAAUGAGUGCAGGAACAUUUCUAGAAACGAAAACUUGAACGAUAAAAUACUUACCCGCGCAAGUGUAAAACCUCGUACCGAGUCGCUGCUCCACAGGCAUGUGAAUGCUCUGUGUGCUUCCUCAUGCUUCGCCACAGUGCUUUCCCUCCGAUUUGUUUUGCUCGUGUACGCUUACAGGCUAGCUGUGAGCUUUCGUGUGAGCACGAUCGGCGCGCAAAGUUUUCACUCCUCAGCCAAAAAAAAAAAGGCAGAGAUUAGAAAGUUUGUGGAAAGCAGGGGAGGGAAAAUCUACCCUCGCUAGAGAGUGUGGGAAAAUCUUUUUUCGUUUAUUCUACACUAAGACACAGUACACCAAACUUUACCCUUGAAAUGCAACCACCCAGACAGCCGCUCGAACUGCGUUCGAAUGGAAAAUGUAUCUUCCCCCAGACUGACUCACGCAAUAUGAAACUCUCUCUCUCUCUCUCUCUCUCUCUCUCUCUCUCUCUCUCUCUUACUCUCUCUCUUUUUCGCUCUCUCUCUCUCUCCCUUUCUCUGUCUCCCCGCGAAGCGAGCGAGACGAGACAAUUCCGGGAAAACGACAGUACCGA
This is a messenger RNA of Anopheles merus, 6729 nucleotides long. Its product is annotated as growth hormone secretagogue receptor type 1-like. The transcript is spliced from 4 exons. The coding region runs from base 655 to 2310 and encodes 551 amino acids. Gene Ontology annotation, cellular component: plasma membrane. The record is from RefSeq and is a predicted model, not a curated record. Gene Ontology annotation, molecular function: thyrotropin-releasing hormone receptor activity. NCBI's taxonomy places the organism in Eukaryota, Metazoa, Arthropoda, Insecta, Diptera, Culicidae. Gene Ontology annotation, biological process: G protein-coupled receptor signaling pathway.